AUGAAGAGUGAGUCGACUGAGUUGCCAUAUUGUGUUAUAUCGCAUAUCUUUUCCAAGUUAAGUUUGAAGAAUUUAGUGAAAACUAGUGCUUUGUCCAAACAUUGGUAUCAUGAAUGGGGAUUAAGGAAAGACCUCACGUUUGAUCUCCAUAACAUGUUUGACUAUGAUACAACUCCAGAGUUACCAAUAACCCUUCCACUCUUUCAACAACUUCAAUCUCAAUUUGCCACAAAAUUAGAUUAUUUCAUGCAGAAAUAUCCUGGUGACAUGAUCCGUUCAAUCCGAGUAAAUUUUCCAUUAGGUGCUGAUCACACUUAUGCCAUUGAUAGAUUGAUUCACAAAGGACUUGUUAAGGGUGCUAAUCGUAUUGAGCUCCUCUUUGCGAAUGAAACUGAUUUUAAAAUAUGGCAAUACAAUUUUUUAUUUCCUUUCAUGUUUGGCCCUAAUUCUCUCACAUAUCUACACCUACAGAACUGCCGUAUAACACCAGCUAUGGACUUUUCUGGAUUGAAGAAUUUGACAACUCUUGUGUUGCAUCUAGUUCCUGUGGAGCAGAAUAUGCUUCAGGAUCUGUGUUUUAGCUGCAUCCAUCUUGAGAACUUCACUCUUAAUGAAUGUUUGUUCCUAUCUGACUUAAAAAUAACUAGUACAACAUUGCUUCAUUUGAACAUGAACUGUGGGUUUAUUGAUACGCACCCGAGGAAUAUUGAUAUCAUUGCAUCAAAUCUCUUGUCCAUUGAAUAUUCUAUAGGGUUUUUUUCUUGUCCAUUGCAUAAAUUGACCAUUAACUCUCCUAUGUUAUCCAAUUUUACCUACGGAUGCGCUAAAAUUUCAAAUGUUGUUGAGUUUUUUAUGCUGAAAAAUGUCAAAACUAUUGUGUUGGAUGAACUCCGUGAAGGUGAUCUCAUAACUCAUUUAUUUUCUAAAUGUCUCCAACUGGAACAUGUCACCCUUAACAAGUGUCGGUUCACGUGUGAUUUGAAAAUCAUCAGUGCAAAGUUGCGUCAUUUGGGUUUAAUUUGUUGUUACCAUACGAAUGGCCGUUCUUGUAAGAUGGAUAUUCAUGCUUUGAAUCUCUCAUCCUUUGAAUAUAGAGGUUACAAGCAGAUGAGGAGCAUAAUUUCUGUUGAGGCUCCAAAAUUAUUGAAGGUUUUCUGGGAUGCAGGUUUUAACAAGAUAAAUGUAUAUAACUAUGCUACAAUUGCAAGUAUACAUCAUCAUGAGAAUUCCGCUAUGCAUACUAGUCUUUCACAGGUUGAGAAUUUCCCUAUGCAUAUGAGCCUUUUACAGAUAUCCAAGUUAAUGAAGGAUUUGGUUCAAUCUCAAAAUCUUCGACAAUUGGAAUUAUUCAUUGCUGGAGCGUAUAAUCCUAAUAUGGACUACUUUUGGAUUUUAGAUAUUGCAUUGGCUUCUCGGCAUCUUCAAAAACUUUCUCUAACAGUUGAUUCUAGGUUGUUGAGGGUUAUGGCUAUUGAACAUCCAAAGGAUGCUGAUAUUACGGCGGAAAUUGUGGCAUUAAUCCCAUACAUCACAACUGGUGAUCCUGAUCUUUCAACCACAGCAGAAGCAUUGAAAGUUCUUGAUUCAUGUGGAUCUAACAUUAUUGAACUCGGUGUUCCAUACUCCGAUCCUUUAGCAGAUGGUCCUGUUAUACAGGCUGCUUCUACAAGAUCUUUAGCAAGAGGAACCGAUUUUGAUUCGAUUAUUUCUAUGUUGAAGGAGGUCGUUCCAGAAUUAUCUACUCCAAUUGCAUUGUUUACUUAUUACAAUCCAAUUCUGAAAUGCGUUUGGCAAAAGCUUGAAGAACAAAUUCAAGAAUUUUUCAAGGCUUAUUAUUUGAGGUUGAAGCUGAAGGAGCAAAUAACUGAGUUCAACAGGUUGCUUAAGGAACAAGCUGAAUUAAGUUUGCUCAAUCCAUUUCUUUCUCACUUGAAAGCGGCUCAAGAUCAAAUGGACAAUGGUGGUUAUUCAAUUGUUCUUGAGCCGGAUGAUAGCAGUGAUUCCACAUGGUUUACUAAAGGAACUCUUGAAAGGUUUAAUUUUUAA
Molecule: messenger RNA, 2046 nt
Organism: Vicia villosa (hairy vetch)
Lineage: Eukaryota; Viridiplantae; Streptophyta; Magnoliopsida; Fabales; Fabaceae
Exons: 8
Coding region: 1-2046 (681 amino acids)
Molecular function (GO): tryptophan synthase activity; protein binding
Source: RefSeq, a predicted model, not a curated record